UUAAUUUUUGUUUGGAAAAUUGACGAUCAACCCUGACACUUAAAAAACCGUGAAGUUGACGCAAUGAAAUUCCUACUAAUUCUUCUACCACACAUCCUGAGCAUUCUUUCUAAAACAACUUUCAUGACCGAAGACGAAAUCGUUCACUGUCUCAAGCACACAACAAUGGAAUGGACCUUUGAAAAAAAUCCGAAUGUCAAUCUAACGUUCGAGAAGCAAAAAACAGUGAAGCUAAACCGUGAAACUUCCUACAGAAAAGACAACAUCAGUAUGUUGUACCACAAGACUGCUUUCCUCACCAAUCUGCCGGAAUCCUUCGACUCUCGAGAGAAGUGGCCCCAGUGCAAGGACAUCAUUAAUCACAUAAGAGACCAAGGGAACUGCGCCGGCAGCUGGGCGGCGAUUACAGCUUCGGUGUUCUCCGACAGAAUCUGCAUUGGCAGCGAAGGAGAAACCAAGGUCCACAUUUCCGCGGAAAGUAUCCUCGACUGCUGUAACGAAUGCAUGCUCACCAUGGACCGUCCGUGCGAUGGCGGCUUCCCGUACUUGGCUUGGCACCACAUACAAGAGUACGGAGCCGUAACCGGAGGCGAGUUAGAUUCCGGAGAGGGGUGCCAACCUUACUCCGAGGCUCACUUCCGUGGAGACGCUUCUCCCUGCACCAAGUCAUGUACAAACCGCAAGUACGACAAAACCUACACCAACGACACAUAUUUCCCAGAACUGAUUUACUUGCUGGAUGAAUCCCAAGACCAAAUUCAGAAAGAAAUUAUGGAUCAUGGACCUGUGAUGGGGCUUAUGGAAAUUAACGAAGAUCUGGCAUUCUACAAGAAAGGUCUUUACCACCCUACGUGUGGGGAGAGCUUAGGAUACCAGGCGUUCAAAAUCGUGGGUUGGGGCCUGCGAGACGAUGAAUUGGAAUACUGGUUGGUGGCUAACUGUUGGGGCCCGAAAUGGGGAGAUUCUGGAUUUUUUAAAGUUUGGAAAGAUGUCGACUUUCGCUUCCUGCAGAACGAAGUCAGAGCGUGCAGAAUGACCCCGCUCGAUUUGCAAGAAUUCGUCAUUUCUAAUCCCGAUGCCGAGAAGUUUUAUUACGCUGGAGGAAAGAAGUUGCUGUGGGAUAGAGCGUGUCUUCUCCUUUGUAUUUUGUUUUACUUUAACUUUUAUCGAUUGAUAUUUUAAUAAAUAUUUUCUUUAAUA
Messenger RNA from Zophobas morio, 1200 nucleotides. RefSeq names its product cathepsin B-like cysteine proteinase 4. NCBI's taxonomy places the organism in Eukaryota, Metazoa, Arthropoda, Insecta, Coleoptera, Tenebrionidae. The transcript has 4 exons. Gene Ontology annotation, cellular component: lysosome. Gene Ontology annotation, molecular function: cysteine-type endopeptidase activity. The record is from RefSeq and is a predicted model, not a curated record. Bases 64 to 1182 code for a protein of 372 amino acids.